Phaedon cochleariae (mustard beetle) is the source of this 1638-nucleotide messenger RNA. Lineage: Eukaryota; Metazoa; Arthropoda; Insecta; Coleoptera; Chrysomelidae. The record is from the annotation of a GenBank genome assembly.
GAGGUUAGAUUGAUUUACAUAUCAUUUGUCACAACUUCGCAAAUCAAAAUCAUCACCAGAUUUGUCAUUUUAUCGUACGAUUUUUGAAGAAAAUGAAAGUGAAAUCUGGAAAUUGAAUCAUGUUUUAUUAGACUGUUCCAGAGUAUUCCUAUCAAUUCGCCAGUACUAUUCAAUAAUACCCACUAGUUAUUAACAGGAUGAAGCUUUAUAGACAGAAGAUUUUGUCAGAAUCUCAGCUGAAGAAGUUAGGUGAACAUCAGUAUUCUUGCCAGAGCGUUAGUAUUUUGGAUACACUUUUACAACCAUAUUGGAGUUGGUUGGUGCUGAAACUACCUAUUUGGCUAGCCCCCAAUUUAAUCACAAUUUUGGGAUUGUUGAUCAAUAUUUUCACUGCCUUAAUAUUAGUAUGGUACUCUCCUGAUGCAAGAUCUGAGCCUCCAAGAUGGUCCUUUGCCCUAUGUGCCUUGGGAUUGUUUACUUACCAGAGCUUGGAUGCAAUUGAUGGCAAGCAAGCUAGAAGGACAGGGUCUGCAAACCCUUUGGGAGAAUUGUUUGACCAUGGGUGUGAUUCAAUUUCCACUGUUUUUGUUGCACUUUCUGCUUGUAUAGCUAUACAACUGGGAAAUUAUCCAGGAUGGAUGUUCUUCCAAUGUUUCUGUGCUAUUACAUUAUUCUAUUGUGCACAUUGGCAGACUUAUGUAUCAGGAACCUUGAGAUUUGGAAAAAUUGAUGUUACUGAAGCACAGUUUACUAUUAUGGGGAUAUUAUUAUUGUCUACCAUAUUUGGCCCAAGUAUGUGGUCUAUGAAGUUUUUUAGUGAUAAUUUUCAAAUCUGGUAUCUGAUUCCUAUCAGUACAUUAGCCUGUGGACUUGUGGCAUUGUAUAGCAGCCUGACAGUUAUUUGCACUGGUGGUAUUGGCAAAAAUGGAUCCACUGUUGCAGGUACGAGCGUUCUAUCUCCAAUAAUACCAUUCACUUUAGUUUUGGUACCAGCUUUCAUAAUAUACAAAAAGUCCACUCAAGACAUCUAUCAGAACCACCCAGCCUUAUAUAUUUUAUCUUUCGGAUUGGUCGCUGCCAAGGUCACCAACAGAUUGGUGGUCGCCCACAUGACGAAAAGUGAAAUGGAAUACAUUGAUUGGUCUCUGAUGGGACCAGCAAUGUUGUUUUUGAACCAGUAUUUCAACACCUUUAUCAAUGAAUACUACAUUUUGUGGCUGUGUUUGAUUUGGGUGGCCAUCGACCUCGUCAGAUACUGUUACCAGGUGUGCGAGGAAAUCUGCGACUACUUGCACAUCGAUCUGUUCCGGAUUCCGUAUCCGGGCGGGCCCCAGAAGCCCCGCGUCCCGGACUCGACUGCGGGGGCCGAGAAAAACGGCAGACUAGACAAGAAAUUCCAGUCUGAUGAAGAAGAUGCUGUGCCUCUCUUGCAGAGCAUGGAAAACUGAAAAUUUGCUUGAUGUCACCUUUGAAAUUUUCAGAGUAAAGUAUUUUGAUAUACACAAAGUAUUCAUUUCUUGAUGAAGGCUAUGAGAGCCCUGUCCCUAAAGAGAUCAGGGAAUAGGAGAAUAAGUCUCAGAACACAUUAAUUUUGUAACAGACAUUUAUUUUGAUACCAGAAAUUAAAACAUUUCAAUC